CCUAAUUGAAGAUAAAUUCAAUUAAAUUGUUGAUACUUUUUUGUUCAAUUUGAACACGUUUUUUUCUUACAAUUUGGAUUUUUUGUCAAUAAUAUUUUCUGAUAACUUAAAUUCUUUCUACCUCAGUGAAUUCUAUUGUUCUCCAAGAUGGUUGUUUUUGUUUGUGGUUCUUGUAAUGAAUCGUUGAAAAAAAAUUCAGUCUCAUUACAUUUAAAUCGGUGUCGAGCUCCGGUAAUCUCUUGCUGUGAUUGUAAUAAAGAAUUUACUGAUAAUUCUUACCAGAGUCAUAAUCAAUGUAUCUCAGAGGAUUCCAAGUAUGGCCCUGAGUCUCAAAGAGUAUAUGGUAAUAAUGAUAAAGGAAAACUUAAACAAGACGUUUGGCUAAACAAGAUCAAAGAAACUCUGAAAACGAUGAAACUCUCAGGAAGAGCUGAGAUGGCUUUAAAUAGGCUACUUGAAUAUCCCAACAUACCUCGGAAGCAGAGUAAAUUUGAAAAUUUUGCCAAUAGCUGUUUACAAAUCAACUCACCUGAUUUAAUUGGUCAAUUAUGGAGUAUCUGUGAUUCAGCUAAUAAAGCAGUCGCUGGUGGAGAGACAAAACCGGUGGAAAAUAAAGCUCAAGCUCAGCCGAAAGAAACAACUUCACCUAAUGAUGGAGUAAAAGAAGAUUCAAAGAGUAAUAAAAAAGAGAAAAAGAAGAAAAUGAAGAAAAAUGAAGAAGAAACUGAAUCUGGAAUUUCGGCUGAUAAAGAAGAGAAAAGUGAAGAGCCAAAUGAGACUCAAGGUACAGAAAGUUCUGGACAAAAUAAUGGAAUUGGUGACAAUGUAAAGAAAUCCAAGAAAAAGAUGAAACAAGUUAAUAAGGAGGAGAAUCAAGAGACACAGGAAACGAAUGGUGAUGAAAAAGACAAAAUGGAAACUGAACAAACUGAGAAAACUAAUUCAAUUACAGAACCUGAACCCAAGUUGGAUGAAGAAAUGGUGGAAAAUGAAGGUGAUAAGUCAAAGAAAAAGUUGAAGAAAAAAAAGAAACGAAAUCAUUCGGAGACAGAGGAAAAUGACCAAUCCAAUGGUCAAGUAAAUGGCGAUUCCAAUGGAAAUGCAAAUGAAAAUGGUCAAAGGAAAAAGAGCAAACCGGAUGAGGAAGUAGAGUCAACCCUUGAUGAAAAGAUAGAACAAGAUCUAAAUACAAUUGAAGGAAUGAUUAACGAAUUGAAAAAUGAUCCCGAUAAUCAAAUUAGUUGGUUUAAGCAGUUGAAACGGCAAAUCAAAGAAAAAGAAACCGUUGAUCUGAAAGAUUUCAAGAAGAUGAUUAAGAAACUGAAAAAAGAGUAUGAAUUAAAAGAGGAAUUUACUGAUUUAAUUGCUAAAGCUAAGACGAAAUUAAUGAAGCGACAUAAUUACUCAGUUUCCGAAGGACAAAUUCAGUAUAAACAUUUAUUCUGAUGAUUUAAAUGAGUAAAUAAUUUAUUUUGUUAAAAGUUUAUCGACACGACUCAACAAUUAAAUGUUGACUUUGUUAACUAAAAAUAUUGAUUAAUCAGUUAUGUUGUAAUUAAACUAUUUCUCUGUAUCGUUAAAUGUAACAAAUCAAUCAAACUAACGAAAAUUAAUGUUAAACUUGAUCAAUAAGUUGAUAAUGACGAACAAAAUUGAUUAAGUUAACAAUUAACAAUCUUUUUGGAAAAUUAAACAAUCCUUUUGCAAGACAAA
Panonychus citri (citrus red mite) is the source of this 1713-nucleotide messenger RNA. RefSeq names its product cell growth-regulating nucleolar protein-like. The record is from RefSeq and is a predicted model, not a curated record. The transcript has a single exon. NCBI's taxonomy places the organism in Eukaryota, Metazoa, Arthropoda, Arachnida, Trombidiformes, Tetranychidae. The coding region runs from base 148 to 1446 and encodes 432 amino acids. Gene Ontology annotation, biological process: rRNA processing; negative regulation of transcription by RNA polymerase II. Gene Ontology annotation, molecular function: DNA binding. Gene Ontology annotation, cellular component: nucleolus.